This is a messenger RNA of Synchiropus splendidus (mandarinfish), 4343 nucleotides long. RefSeq names its product neuronal pentraxin-2-like. Lineage: Eukaryota; Metazoa; Chordata; Actinopteri; Syngnathiformes; Callionymidae. The record is from RefSeq and is a predicted model, not a curated record. Bases 536 to 2602 code for a protein of 688 amino acids. The transcript has 6 exons.
GCGUGCGUCAGUUUUGGGGUCAUGGACGCCUUUGCGGGCGCGCGCGGGCGCGUGCGUGUGAGUUAAAAUUACCCCCCCUCGAGCCAAUCCCUCCUCAAGCUGCUCAGUGCGCUGGGCAAACUUGACCGCACCGGACCUGGAAGGUGGACCUCCCUCAUGCCAGAGCGAUCAGAUGGGUGGUUAGAGGCCGAACAUAAAUGGAUUUCUCCUGGCUGCCGAACACAGGAGGUUGUUGGAGCCAACACUGAUCUACUUGCUGGAAGACGCCCAACAGCUUGGUCUUAAGACACCGGAAGAAACGUCUUGCAGCUGGCACUUUUCCACGAGUUUACUUUGGAUGAAGCCAAAAAUCUCUUUUUGAUACUCUUCUUCCAAAGGGGUCCAACCAUGGAUUGUUCUGCCAUUCGGUCAGCUGGUUGUAAUGUUUUGCUUUGACUCUGAGUUCACACUCAAUUGCCUCCAUCCAUGGUCUUGGUGGGCCCGACAGACCUAGGUGGAUUUUCACUAUUGUCAAGGAAUACGUUUGACUGUAGCCAUGGCCAGAGAUGUGCGACCUCCAGGCCUCAUGCAGUUGUUUUUCAUUCAACAGUUUGUAGGAGUCCCUCAAGGAUUUUCCCUUCCUCUACAGUCUCUGAUUCUGUCCUACUUCCUCUCCUGUGCGUCAGCGACAGGAGGUUUUACCGGUGUGGACCAUGACUACAGCAUAAGCCCCAAAUUUGUUUGCACUCCAAUUCCCCCAGAGGCAGAUCCCAGUUGCUACUCCCCUCCCGCUGUGCCACACGGGCCAAGCAGUAAUGGCCACUCCAACGGUCUCAAUGGCAGCAGCCGCCGAGCUGUUAUGUCCGACGAAGCCAAAGCCACCAUUUUGCACCUCCGCGAAAGCCUGGUCCGGCAAAAGGAGACCAUAUUGGAUCAAAGAGAAACCAUCCGGGAGCUCACAGCCAAACUGACUUUGUGUGAGGGCUUUGGUGGCCACCAUGGCAAUGGCCACCACGACAACCACCACGAUCCGCACCACGACAACCACCAUUCCCCAAAUCAUGACAAUCAUCACGACAACCACCACAGCACGCACCAUGAAACACACCACGACACGCACUAUGAUACUCACCACGACACACAUCCCGAUAAGCAUCACGAUGACCACAUCGGACAUCACAGCAGCCAUCACCCGGCCUCCUCGUACCAUGGGCCCUCGUCCCAUCACAGCAGCGACCACCACUACUCUCAUGGGGGACACCGGUUCGACCCCCACCAUAGAACAAGUUCCUCAUAUGGCAAGCACAGCUCAUUCUCCCCGGAGCAGACGGGGAAGACCCUCCAGACUCUGAAGGAGCGACUGGAAAACCUUCAGGCGAGAAACUCCUCCAGCUCCUACUCCAGUUCACUGCGCGAGCUCCUGCAGCGGAAGAUCAAGGCUCUUGAGGACCAGCUACACAGUUACUACAGAGAGCAUCGUGACAGUGGGAAGCACCACCAGGGGGAGCAUCACGACGACGACGACGACCACCACGACGACCAUCACAGCAGCGGUGGCCACUUCAACGACCAUCACGGCGAGCACCACGAUAACAGCCACCACAGCGACCACCACGAUGACCACCACGGCCCAGGUCACCAUGAUGACCACCAUGACGGGAAUCACAACGGCAACCAUCACUAUGACCGCCACCACGGCCGGCACUACGAUCACCACACCGGCUGGCCCCAUGGCCGGCAUUACGACCAUCACGACAGCCACCACAGCGACCAUCACGACGGUCAUCACGAUGACCACCAUGACGACCACCACUACGAUCACCAUGACGACCACCACUACGAUCACCAUGACGACCACCACUACGAUCACCAUGACGAUCACCACGGCGGGGAACACCACGGGCCACCCACUGGCAAAGAGACAAGGGGCCACAGCAAGCUGGACAGAGUGCUGAGCAAACUCCACCACAGCAGCUCGGACCACGGUCACGUGAAGCUGAAGAGUCCCAGUGCGUUCCUGUUGGACUUCCCCAUGAGGACCAACUACAUGUACGCCAGGAUGAAGCGCUCGGUCAUCAACGAGAUUUUCGCCUUGACCAUUUGCGUGAACCUGAAGGCGGGAUCCGGGCCCGGGCUGGGGACUCCUUUCUCCUACGCCGUUCCCGGACAAGCCAACGAGCUGGUGCUGAUCGAGUGGGGGAGUAACCCCAUGGAGCUGCUCAUCAACGACAAGGCGGUCACGUUGCCGAUCACCAUGACUGAUGGAAAGUGGCACCACGUGUGCGUAACGUGGUCGACACGCGACGGCGUUUGGGAGGCGUAUCAAGACGGGGUGAAGAAAGGUUCGGGCCAGAACCUGUCCGCCUGGCACGCCAUUAAACCUGGAGGGCUCUUCAUUUUAGGACAGGAGCAGGACACGCUGGGAGGUCGCUUCGAUGUGACGCAGUCCUUCAAUGGGGAGAUGUCCGACCUUCAGUUCUGGUCCAGAGUUUUGUCCCCGUCUGAGAUCUACAACCAAGCCACGUGUUCGGGUCACCUGGUGGGCGACGUCUUGUCGUGGCUGCAGGAAUCUGUGGAGCUCCACGGUGGACUCACCGAGCUCCCCUUUGACCCAUGUCACUAGCUCAAACAGACCAGUUUAGUUUUCCCACAUUCCAAGUUUGGAAUCUAAAGAAAAAGGAUCGAUCGAUUUCCCUUUGAGUCUGGACUUCCCGUGUCCCUGUGCGGAUCACCAGAACUUUGCAAGCUCCAGCGAGAGCUUUGGAUUAACUGGCUCUGUGCUCAUAAAAACAUAUAUAAGAGGAUUUCCUUCAACCACUGGUGUUGAAGCGGUUGCCCUUCAACCUCACCUGACCUUUCAAGCUGAAGAAGACGACACCUGCGUUUUCAUAUUGAAGGAGGAACUGCGUAGAGCGCUCUUCAGCGCCACCUGUCUGCACAAGAGUAUAGCGUUUUUAUACUAGUAUUUCAUAUUGAAAGAAAAUGCGCUUUUUUUAGACAUAUGGUAAACAAUACUGCGUUGUAAAUAUCAUUUCUUAAUAAGAAUACAGAUGUUAAAAACGGAUAUUUUAACUUGAUUUCAUGACUUUUUUUUAUGUAUUUUAAAUAUGUUUGUGAGUCCGGUUAAUUUCCUUUUUUAUGACCAAAAAUUCCAGCUUGUUCCCAUUAUGUAUGUGAAGGUGAAAUUCCAUAGAAGCUGCUUUCUAUAUUUUCUCUGUAAGAAGAUCACUUGGCAAGUCAAAGGUCACACCGUGAUGAUGUAAGAGUGACACCGUCGGACUUGGUCAGGUGGCUUACGUCAGGAUCUGACAGAUGAUCCCGACUAUUUCCGGGCCGCUCCAGACGAGUGCGCGGCCACCGUGGGCCAGAAGAUGGCGCUGCGGCAUAGAGAAGAAACAUUCGAAACACCACCGGAAUAUUUAUUUCUAUUACGUUUAUUGUUUUACCCCCCCAUCUGCCGUCCAUGUGGCAUUAAAUAACCUCGAAUUCGGUCAGAGAUCAUUUUAUUUAUGACUUUAUUGCACUGCCCCGAUUAACCUUGACAAUGACCUCAAAUGUCCAAGCAAUUUUGUUAACAUUUUGAAUGUGUUAUAUGCACUUUGGUAAGCGAGAGAACAGACUGCACUUUUUCAACUUUAGCACUUCCUUUUUUAGACCUUGUUUUUAAGAACCCAGAGUAAAACUCAACGUUGUUGCUUAGUUUUUGCCUUUGUUCCAUCGCGUGUCUCUAUUCUGCACGAGGGCCAACAUUGUGUUGAUUUGCUCUUGAAAAUACGUGUCAUAUUUGUCAGAUUUUGUAUCUUUGUAAAUGUGUAUAUUCAAAACUAGUGCCGAAAUUGACGGCAGUGUUACCUUCCAGAUCACCUGGAUUCAGCGACCACAGUGUUCAGCAAUAGGGGACGCUGCACCUCCGUGGUUGGGUGGGUGAGUCGUUCUCAGUGGAGGUCAGGAUGGAUUGUGCCUUGUCAGCAAUCCAGUUAUCAUGGACAGGAUUCUGAGGCGCAGACAAGGAGACUAUGAGGGUUUUUUUUGUGGAAAUAGAGCUGCUUUAUAUUUUAAAAAAAGUGUUUUAUUUAAUCUGGUCAUGGUAUAUUUCAUAUCCAUGGAUAUCAUUUGGGUGGAUAUGCAUAGUUUCCACUGCCAGGGUUCGAUCACCAAGUGAAUUGAGGCCCUGAAAUGUUUUCUUAGACGGUACUAAAAGCAUGAAUGUUUCGCUUCUGUUUCGCCUUCUAGUUCAUGUGUCCUGCUGUAAAUAUCAAAGACCGUGUGUUGAAUCACCUCGCCCUUUGUUUACCUUCCCUCAUGUUCAAGCCAAAACUGUUCACUCCAAUGGAAAAAUGAAAUAAAAUUCAUUUCAAACUCUG